Lotus japonicus is the source of this 1623-nucleotide messenger RNA. Its product is annotated as probable calcium-binding protein CML18. Lineage: Eukaryota; Viridiplantae; Streptophyta; Magnoliopsida; Fabales; Fabaceae. The coding region runs from base 639 to 1247 and encodes 202 amino acids. Gene Ontology annotation, molecular function: calcium ion binding. The transcript has a single exon. The record is from RefSeq and is a predicted model, not a curated record.
UUGUUAAAACACCUUUGGCUUCUAUCCUUAUUACAUAAUUAAACCUUCGCAUGGAUUAUAAUGUAACACAAGUUUCCCCCUUUAAAAUGGGUGUCUUUAUCGCAAGAUCCAAACACAGUCGCCAGGGUAAAUUGCUGUCAUCCAUCUUGCAGUCCAGAGGAAACCCACCACAGAUAGAGAACAAAAUAGUUGUAGGCCUAAGAAAGUGAAAUUUACCACCAGCACUUAAUAUUGGUGAUAUUUAUUUAUUUUUUUACUUUUUGACACCCACCAAACAAGACCUUAAUCAGACUCAAAGUUGAACCAGUCACCCUAAACUCAACAUCCUUAUCUGCUUGUGUACGUGUUUAGAUGAACUGAAUUUCUAAAAACUAUGGAUGGAAGAUGAGAAAAAUAUGAAGCUGCCGUUUUAUCUCAGAACACAGAAAGUGUUCACCCUUUUGCAGAGAGAAUGAAACCUCGUGGAGGUUGGAGAUUAUCACAAGGUGACAAAAGGACCUGUCAUAAAGCUACACAGCUGAUAUACAAAUACCAGCCCCAUACGCAACCAAGUCCCUUUAUAUUCACCCAGCGUUAUUAAUCAUUUACUUUACACAGUGAGUCAACUGUAUCAACACAGUUCUUAGUUUCCCUCAAUCAUGUUGCAACCCUUCACUACUUGCUUCACCUUUCUCCACCAAAAAACCAAAUUCCUCCUCAAUCAGUCAAGAAGAAGAUCCAACAACAGAUUCUCUUCAAUUUCUGACUUUUCAGUCUCUUCUUUCCUUCACAUGGAGGUUUCUAGCCAGUUUCAACAAGUUUUCAAGUUUAUUGAUUCCAAUGGUGAUGGGAAGAUAUCAGCCACUGAGUUAAGUGAACUGCUUUUAUGCCUGGGAUCAUACAAUAAGUGCACAGCAGCUAAAGAAGCUGAGGGCAUGGUCAGGGUGUUGGACUUCAAUGGAGAUGGGUUUGUAGACUUGGACGAGUUCAUAGUUGUCAUGAAUGGCAUCAGAGAAGAAAUCAAUAAUGAUGUUGGAAGUAGCAAGCAGCAAGAGGAUUACCUCAUGGAUGCUUUUCUUGUAUUUGACACUGAUAAGAAUGGCCUAAUCUCACCUAAGGAGCUACGUAGAGUUUUGCUCAAUCUAGGAUGUGAUAGUUGCAGUCUCAGAGAUUGUGAGCGUAUGAUCAAAGGGGUUGAUAAGAAUGGAGAUGGGUUUGUGGAUUUUGAAGAAUUUCGAUCCAUGAUGAAAACAGGACUUACCAACUAACAAGAGCUUGAAACAUGGGUUGUUUUGUGCUGCAUUUCAGUGUUAGUUUCUUUCUUGUUCUGUUUACUUCACUCACGUGUUCUCUGUCCUUAUUGCUCCUAAAGAUUGUUUUAUUGGAUGAUAGGAGAGGUUAAACAUCAGAAUAGUUCAACAGCCUUCUGAUUAAGCUGGUUAAUUAGUUUAGAGGAGGAUAAUUAUUGUAUAUUAUUCUGUUUAGAUAGAUAAUGCCUUUUGAGCAUGGGAAUGAUAGUGUGACACCUAGUAAAAAGAGGAUCUGGUUUCUCUAAUUUCUUAUCAUUGUCUAUGUCCUUUAUUUUCUUGGGAUACUUCAUAAUAAAGUGGACAAAAUCAUAUGAUUUUGUAUCUUCCAGUCUCA